Saprolegnia diclina VS20 is the source of this 2442-nucleotide messenger RNA. Its product is annotated as serine/threonine protein kinase. Gene Ontology annotation, molecular function: ATP binding; protein binding; protein kinase activity. Lineage: Eukaryota; Oomycota; Saprolegniomycetes; Saprolegniales; Saprolegniaceae. Gene Ontology annotation, biological process: protein phosphorylation. The transcript has 16 exons. The record is from RefSeq and is a predicted model, not a curated record. Bases 1 to 2442 code for a protein of 813 amino acids.
AUGAGCUCAACGGCAAACGAGCAAGCGCUCUUGACGGCCGCGUCGACGGGCGACGUGGCCGAGAUCCGGCGACUCUUAAACGAGGGCGUCGAUAUCGAGUGCACCGACAAGGAGCAAUGGACGCCGUUGCACAAGGCGGCGCACGGCGGCCACGCAGACGCCGUCCGUCUCUUGCUCGAGAAGAUGGCAGAUGCAUCGACUUCGAUGCCGAACGGACAAACGCUGCUGGCGUCAGUCAUUCAGCACCAUCAGUUUGCUAUCGCAGACAUCCUGCACCCGAUCUCGUACCCCGAACCACACACGGCUACGGUGGAUGGCAUUGUCGUCGAGGCCGAACUCUCGCGGGGUUCGAUGACCUCUGUUCUCAGGGCCACGUACCAAGGGCAAUCAGUGGCUGUUAAAGGCCCCCGAAUUCCCAACCAGCGCGUCGCCUGUAUGCUUCGCGAAGAAGUGCACAUGAUGCAAAUGGUCUCGUCGCCGUACGUCGUGCCACUGCUCGCCGUCCUCGACAAUCGCUCGCGCGAGCCUGUCGUCCGUGACCUUAGACUCGAAUUGUACAGCCCCGCGAUGAUCAUGGAGUACAUGGACCAAGGUGACUUGCACGCCUACCUCGAGGCAAAGCGACAUGGACAGCCCGUCGCGCUGGACGUGUCGACGCUUGAUGUCGCACUUGUGGUCGCACAUGCGCUUGCCGACCUCCAUCGGCAAAACAUCGUCCACCGCGACGUCAACAGCCUCAACAUCUUGCUCUCGACAACUCACUACAUUCGGCUCGGUGGCUUCGGAUCGGCGCGCCUCAUGGACGAUGACCUCAUGACGUCCAACGCCGGCACUUUGUUCCGGAUGGCCCCCGAAGUGAUCCGAGUUGGCCAUGGUGGACAAGGCCGAGCGUACACCACUGCCGCCGACAUUUACUCGCUUGGCGUCGUCUUGACGGAGCUCGACACGCUCGACGUGCCGUACGCAGACGUGGCCGACCGCUGGUCGAUUAUGGAAAAGGUCCGCACCGGGCAGCUGCGCCCGCACAUGAGCAACUCGUGCCCGAAAUGGCUUGCGGACCUCGCCGACCAGUGUCUUGCAUUCGACCCGAAGGAGCGCCCGACGGCCGAGGACAUCAUCAACGUCCUUUUGGCGCACCGCAACGACGACAAUCGCUUGCCAAUCGACCAAGGGAACGUCAUCGACGAGCUGCUCGCCGCCGUGCGCCACAAGAACGUGAUCCAGAUGCGGCAGCUUCUCGCAAGCGACUUUGAUCCUGACGUGCAAGACGAUGCUGGCCUACCGCUACUGCACCUUGCUGUCGACGCCAACACUCCAGAGCUACUUGCCGCCAUGCUGACAUCGGACAAGUUUUCCAUCAAUGGCACCGACCUCAGUCACAGCACGCCGCUGGACCACGCUGUCCGCAACCAGAACGUCGACGCCGCUCUCGCGCUUGUGCAGGCCAACGCUCAAGUCCAGAGUCUACCCCAGGAUGCGCUCUGCAUGUUUGUUCAGACGAUCGGCGCCCGUGCGUUCGGUAUGUCGUUGCUCCGCGCUGCGUCCGAUGGUGAUGCGAGCAGCGUCGACCGGCUCCUGCGUGCUGGUGCGCAACGUCCAGCACUCACCAGCACUGGCGAGAUGGCGGGAGCGUCACUGCCCAACACUGAUCCGGUUGUCACGAAGGCGCUCGUGUCGGCCGUGCUCCGAGGCCACGCCGCUGCCGCGCAAUGUCUUUUGGAUCUUGGCGCUGACGUGUCGACCAUCUUGCCCAACGGACAAACGCUGUUGGCCGCCGCCGUCCAGCGGGGCUACUACAAAGUGGCAGAAAUCGUCUGUCCUCGGAUGUACGCUGGCUGCACUGUGCUGGUCACUUCGGCCCGUCUCCGGGUCGGGACCGAGCUUCGGAGAACGACUACCACCCUCGUCGCUAAAGGCACGCUCCACGACAAGCCCGUCGUCAUCAAAGGGCCCACGCGAUAUCUACCUUGGUUGCAGAAUGCCAUGCGCCAGGAGGUGGCGGUCAUGCAAACACUCUCAUCGCCGUAUCUCCAGCCGCUGAUCGCUGUCCUCGACGAUGGCUCGCGCGAGCCUCACGUUGUCAAGUCGCAAAUUGUCGUCGACCAAGAACGCCGAUUGUGCAACCCGACCAUGAUCAUGGAGGACAUGGACUUGGGCGAUCUGCAAAAUUUCCUCGAGAACAAGCGAAACGAAAAGCGUUUGGCCAUGGACGUCUCGACGGUCGACGUCGCCUUGGUGCUGGCGCAUGCACUUGCCGAUCUUCACAAGCACGAGAUCAUCCACCGCGACGUCAAGAGCCAAAACAUCUUCCUCUCGACGACGCACUACAUUCGGCUCGGUGACGUCGGGUCGGCGCGCACGGUUGACGAAUCCAUGACGGCCGGCACAAGGACCAGUCGUACACCAUCGCCGCCGACAUUUACUCGUUCGGCGUCGUCCUGA